Messenger RNA from Porites evermanni, 13654 nucleotides. Lineage: Eukaryota; Metazoa; Cnidaria; Anthozoa; Scleractinia; Poritidae. The record is from the annotation of a GenBank genome assembly.
AAAUCAUGAGCAGAGACAGAGCUCCUAGAGUGUUCCUAGGACGAUUACCUAGAGAUGCAAGAGAAAGAGACGUUGAGAAGUUUUUUCGUGGUUUUGGGCGUAUUAGGGAGAUAAAUUUAAAGAACGGAUUCGGUUUUGUGGUAAGUACUGAAUUCGAAAGCGUGCUAAAAAGCUUAAAUUGCACAUUAAUUUGAAAUGGAAAUCUGUUGUAAAAGGGUACCUUUGGAAGCAUACUGUUUUUCUUCGCCUGUCUGUUGGCUAAAAAGGUAACAAAUGAAUUUUGUGUCUUACUUCAGACACUUUCGUAGAGAAUUAAUCGAACGCACGUUUAAUUCCUCCAUCUGAAAAAGCAAGCUGUACUCUUACGGUUUACAUUGAAGUUGCCCAAAUUCGCCUGUCUCGAAACAAUUUUCACACUUUUCCCCAAUAUGUCUAUGCAGUGACUGCCCUCCAGCUUUUACUCCUUAAUUUUUUAAAAGCAUGAAAUUAACUUCUUCCUUUUUACUGCCCACUUGGUUCCUAAAUUUUUGAAAAUUGUGGCUAGUUUGAAAAAAAAUGUGUCAUCAGGCUGCAGUUGUUCAAAAUGGUGGAUAGGGCAGCACUCUCCAGAGGGUAAUGGAAUGAUAGCCUGGUUUUCCACUUAUCCUUUGGUAACUGGUGGACAGUUUGAAGCUCUGGAAAAGCUAGGCAGGUCAAGCUGGCUUUUUUUACUCAACUGUACCUUCAAUAUUACCCUAUAUCUUUGUUUUCUUUGUUUUUGUACAGGCCACGGGCAUUGCAGCACUUACACGCACGUAAAUUGCGUGCAAUAUGGCGGAUUUCCACGAAAAAUUGACGCAAAAAACUCGCGUGUAAAUUUUUACACGAGCUUUUACACACAGACUUUUUACACGCAAAUUUGAGUGUACUCUUAUGGUGACUGAUUUUGCUUACAAAAAUACAUGCAAGUUGCAUGUAUUUCUUUACAGCAAAAUGUGGCUGAUGUAAAAUUAGAAACUGACAUUGUGGAAAAACGUCUUUUUGCAGUUAAAGAGAAAACAACUUGCUAUACACCUUCUCUUACUACGAUCAUGCUACUAUUGCGAACGUCAUUUUUUGUAAUCAACAAUUUCCUUGGUUGUUGGCUAAAGCGCUAUUUUACCUGUAAACUUGGAUGCAUGUUACUUGCCACCACUUUUGUUUUGAAAUAAGUGCAAUGUUUUAGUUUGCGUAGCAGGCACUCAGACUUGAGAGAAAUUGACUUGACUUGAGUUAGCCUGCGUGGCCGGCGUUGUGAUGUUCGAGUUAGUGAGGGUUCGAAGAAUCGGGAUGAUUAGUGGGUUUGAUUUCACACAAUCGGCACUAAAUUUUACGGACCACACAAGGUUUCUCUUUUACAUACACUUUAUGCCUUUUUCUAACAUUGAAUUAGCGUCGAGCUUUACGAUAUGUCCUUACUUUUUGCUUAAAAAUUUCAAUGCGUUACUAAACUUGGAUACAAUUUCACUCCGAAUUUGCACAUUAUUUGUGAUGCGCCAUCUGUUAAAAAUAGACAACAUUUAAAGUAAUUCAAUCCCAUGCAUUUUGUUGAAUUAGAAGCUUGUGUAAACUAUGAAAAUGCAGCGUGUUAUUUUGUUUGCCCUUGACAAGGAUUAAACACUCUUUGCUGAAAACAUAAACCUUAAAAGAAAACCUUUCCUCGGCAGGUAAAACUAAAACCCGGGAACUAAAAUUAGUUCUUGCAGUAGCGCCGGAAUGUUUGCUUAAACGUAGACAGACGACGCAACUGAGUGACGCUGGUGUUACGAGCUAAAAGAAACUUUAAAAAUUCUUGCCAAAAUAACAAGUCUUUCUUAUCUCGGACCUACAUUGCACGAAGGACAGAGGAGAAAGGAGAUUGCUGCCCGAGAAAAUAACUCAAAGCAGCGAGCUUAAUAAGAGUAGGAGAUGAAAUGCUGUAAACAAAAUACAUGUAGAAGCGACCCUUCACCAAAACAGAGUAGUUGGUCCAUCAAAAUAGUCGCAAAUUGAUGACUGAAACUGGUUUAAGUUGAAAGCUUUUUAUAACCUCUGUGAAGUCUACAAAUAAAGAUUCAAGCGAAGAACAUGUAAGUAUUUAAAAACAAUGUUCAUUCAACCCUCAAAGUUAAAAUUUUUGUUCAGUGGCCAUUUGGCGAUCAGCUCUUUGGGUUUAGUCGCCAGGGGAAAUUUUUAGGCGCCAAAUUAUAUUAAUAAAUAAAUAUAUCAAAAUUGUCCUUAACAAAAGCAGUUAGUAAGUUUAACUUAAAAUGCAGCACUGUCUAUAAUAAACUCGUUUAUUGUGCAAGGCAUUAGUUACUGAUAGUCUGAGAAUAAGGUUUGCAGAUUCAUCUCCUUGAAUCAAUACUGAAACGGAAUUGUAAAGACAAUUACCAUUUCCAGUUGUCUUUAGGGCCUUCAAUCCUUCUGUAUAAUCCCCAGUUGGUAUAUGAGAGCAGAACUUAACUCAUCCUCUGUUAAUGUGUUCAGAAUUUCCCAGUUGCAACUUGAUAGGCGACUUUUUUUUUUUUUUGAUAUUUGCUUCGCAUAUCUUUUGCGACUUUUGUUGAUGAUGAACUUGUUACCCCAACUAACAAAUAUUUUUGGAGAUUUAAAAGGGCGUUUUUAAUAUCGCUAGACAUUGCGAAAGCCUGACAAAGGCAGGAGAGUAUAGGAAGAUCGACAAGUUUUCUAAAUCAAAUCAUUGCUUUAUAGAGAUAACGUCGCGCACGUGAAAAUAUUUCGCAACGAGUUGUACUGGGAAAAAAUGAUUUUCCCAAUCAAUUGAAAGGAACCCAAACAAAAAUGCCGCUUACAAAAUAAUAAAUUUUCUUUUUCCUUUAUCAUCGCUACAGGUGUUUAAAAAAAAAACAUUUUUUGCAACAACCAUAAGUUGUCAGUUUUGCCAUGUUUAGUUUUGCUUACAAUUAUCGCUUUUGUUUACAAAACCGCGAUUCAACUCGCACCACGGCUCACAUGUUACGGUUAUCACAUAAUGUUCUGUGUUGAAUUUGCACCAAUUUAGCUCUCCCUCUUCAUGUUAUUAGAUUGUUUCAGUAUUGAUUCAAAAAUAUUUAUAAUAUGUAGUCCAGUUAAAAAACCACCGAGCUUGGCUAGACUAGCAUUCCUAAGAUAUCGAAGAAAUCGUCACUGUUGACAAGCAAGGCGCUUCGAUUGCCUGCCAUUUGUCACGUGUCAAAAGUUAAAAUGUCACGUGCAAGGCAACAGACUGAAGGCGAUUAGGCGAACGAAUGCAAGUCAAGUUUCAUUGAUGUUCCUUUUCAAAACGCUUAGCUCUGGGACUUUUUUAAGUUUUUAGUUUAUUAUAUAGAAUGUUUUUCAACGGAAAAGUAAAAAAGUAAUGUAAUUCAAAUCAGCUAGAAUAAAUGUUCUUCAUAUUUCAGUAGAAGUGAUUACCAUUUCUGUUUCUAUACGCCACAACACGAACCUAUUCUUCACGGUCGCCAGCUUGGCAACUAUUCUCCAAAUCAAGUUGCCAGUUCCAAAAUUUUAGGCGCCAUGGCGACUAAAAUGGUCGCAACUUGGAGGGUUGUCAUUUGGUUAAAAAACUUGGAUCACUUUAAGCCCAGAUAACAUUAAAUACCAACAUUUGAUUGUGCCUUGAAAGUUUGAUUUAUGCUAACAAAUUAAAGCCACUGCACAAGUACAACUGCACUUGCUCAGCCAGCGAUGUAAGAACUCAAGUAAACCCAAUACACGCAAAUUAUAAUAACCUGUGUGUAAAGUCUUACACGCAAAUUUUCCUAAUUUGCAUGCAUUUUCUCGUGUAUUUUUAAGUGUAUUUUUUUACAAGUGUGUUUUUCUCUUGGAAUUUGUGUGUAAUAUGGUGGAUUUCCACGCAUGAAACACGUGUGUAAUGCUGCAAUGCCCGUGGCCUGUACUGUAAGCUCUUUUUCACCUGGUGAGAUUAGCAAGCAGCCAGCUCAUCCCUCUAUCAAACCUUUUAGGCCAUCCUCCUUUUUUUCUCUGUUGAGCAUUGCAGACCAACCCAAAUUUCGGCAUUUUCAAAAAGAAAAGUAAUGACGCAGUUAAACCGUUUUUCACUUUUCCUUUUUUUCUCGGGAAAGUUAUGUUAUAAAAGCAAUAGAAAACGUUUUUCCUGUGUUUGCAUAUCCUGAUAUAAACACUUGAGGGGUUGGGAGAAUUCUCGACAGUUACGCAAACCCUUGACUUUGUCUCCAGUAUGCAUAACUGUCUUGCAUUCUCCCAACCCCUCUUGUGUUUAUAUCAGGUAAUGCAAGCACAGAAAGCGUUUUCUAUUGCUUAAAAACUACCCUUUCCAAAUAAAAUAUUUGUGACCGGGCACAGGAUUUUGUACACUAACGCUUUACCGCCUAAUGGAAAAAUUUGUUAACUGUCCAUUUACCAUCCGUUUAAAACAGAUCAUGAAAGCUUCUAAAAGCUUUGCUCAUUUGCUUACUAGAAGCCUGAAUCCGUUUGAUGCUUUAGACAAACUGUUAAAAAAAAUUUGCAUCUGUUUAAUGUUUUGGAGAAAAUGUUUAAACACUUAGCUUAUCUGUUUCUGCAUGACGUGCUUGACUACACUCUGCAGUACUUAUCACCAUCGUCCCAUCAUACAGAGCAACAUGGUUUAAAGUUUCCCAUUCUUCAAGAAGUAUUCAAUGGCAAAACAUUUUGCUACUGGUUUGUUUAUUGUUUACUGUUCCUGUGUCCAACGCUGGGUUGGAGAGGUUCUUCAGCAAUUUGGCCUAUGUAAAGAGUGUGAAAAGAGCUUUGCUCUCCCCAGCAAACUCUUGAAGAUAUCCUGAGGAUCUAGGAUCACCAAUGCUAUGACUGAUGACCCUACCAGUGCUAUCAAGGAGUGGGAAAGGGCAAAAAGAGGACGGCCAAAUCAGAAAAGAAGGAAAUACCACAAACAAACGGUCACAUAAAAAAGCCAUCACUCUUAAAUAGACUCUCAUGAGGAACUUUCAGCAGAAGAAUCUCAUCAGGAGAAUGUCUGACUGUUCUCUGUUAAAGCAGUGAAAUUAAAAAGGUUGUUUUGUGAAUUUUUCUUUUGUUUUUGUCCGACCAGGCUGCCUCCUUGUCAGGUUAGGUGUGGUCUCUCUUAUUUUAAAAAUCAUUUUUACACUUCAGAUCUAUCUCAGUUAAAGAAAAUUGCUUCUUUCAACACUUGGUGAACUUUAUCAUCAUCUCAGUUUUCUAGUCCCCCUGUCAUGAUUGACAUCCAAAAAAUGACAGGCCUUGCAAAUGAAAGUACUUAGUUUUCCUGACCUCUAUGUGUUCAUUACUAAUCUGUGUCAUGUUGGGAACCUCAUGCACUUUGAUCUUAAUCCCAUUCCCCCCUGCAUAGGAAAAACUUGAAAUUUGUCAAUGCCCCUUAACUUGCCAUCCUUUGCUUACUGUCCGAAAGUGUAAUUUCAAUCCAGUCCCUCCUUUCCCUUUUCAAACCCACCAUUUGAACAGCUCCAAUAGUAAUAAAGGAUUUAUAGCAUCCUGUAAUGCAACCCUUAUGUGCAUAUAUCUCUAUGCAGUCUUAUAAAAUAUAUGCAAUCUAGACAAUAAAUAUUAUUAUUAUUAUUAAUAUACCAGACUUACAUGUAAAGGUGGUUGUUAAGCAUUGGGCACACUAGCUAAUUCUUACAUGCAAGUUUCUUGAAACGUACUUCUUUCCUUGCCAGGAAUUUGAUGACUACAAGGAUGCUGAUGAUGCUGUUUAUGAACUGAAUCACAAAGAGUUUCUGGGAGAAAGGUACACAAUACGUAACUAGACACAUGAGUGUAUGUGAAGUUGGCCUGUGGUCUUGGCCCUAUGUUGCAAUAUAAAGUUACCUUUCAAGUGUAGCAGGCAUCUGAUACAAUUAAGGUGCAAAUAAGAAUGGUGACACUGACCAGGACAACCCUCCAAGUUGCUAACAUUUUGCUCGCCAUUGUGCCCAAGAUUUUGGAGCUGGUGGCUUGAUUUGUGAAAACUCUCCUUAAACCAAAAGAGUUGGAUGCCAAAUGGCAACUGAGCAAAAACUCUAACUUGGAGGGUUGCAGGAUGGUGAAGGAUACGUGUGGGGGGAGAGGAUGCACCUAUCCAAGAAACCUUAAAAAAUCAUUUAUAACCCCUCUACCAUACUGUUACCAGUCAACAAUUGUUAUUAUGUGAGAUAAAACACACCUUGUGUUUGAAAAUUUCAUAUUUUUUUCAAAACACAGCAGACAAUUUGUUAGCCGGGUAAACAGGCUACAUGCUGUGGUUCUUUGAGCUACAUGUAUGUGACAGUUAAACUUACAACUCCUAAGUAAAGGUUUAUGUAUGCAAGUUAAUUAAAUACUGAAUGGGUCAAGUAUUAGUUACAUGUACUGUAUCUGCUGCUUGUACAUUGUAUAAUAGUUAUACAAUUAUUAUUAUUAUAAUAAAGAAACCUCAUUUUUUAAUGCUUCACUACAUGCCAUCCACAUUUGGCUGGGCUUUACAGGAGUAAGCCUUCUGUCUGUUUCAAAUGUAAACAGAAUAAUUAUUUCAUUCACACAGUUGCAAAUUUAGGAAAGUACAUUGUAUUAACAUUCAAUCGUAAUGACCAACAAUAAGCUAUUUACCAAGAGCCUCAUUUUAGUUAUCUGUUAAAGAAAAAAGAAAAAAAAGACAAAAGGUUUCAAAUGUUUUUACAUCUGUAGAUCAUAGGACCUGUUUCUCUGGUUGCCAUACAAAUGCAUUACCUUUUCUCUUUUGGGAUGUUGUUGGCUAACAGAAAUUCUCUGCUCACUCAGAAAGUAGAACAGUCUAUUUUUGUAUAAUUUAUGCCUUUUGGGCAGGUGUUACCCUCUCCUUUUUGUGUCCUUCUCAUGUAACAUCACUUACCUUGCACCCAUUACUUAUUUUGCUUGUGACCCUUAUUUCCUUUUUGCCCACACAAAAGUUAUUUACCUUGCUUAUUUACCUUGUUUUGGCAUUUAGUUCAUUCUCUCUUUUUGGAUUUCCACCUGACUUGUUAAAGUCAUCUGUCUAAGUUCACUGCCUUUUGCCCCUUAGGAUAACAGUGGAACAUGCUCGUCCAACAUCAAGAAGUGGAAGUAGUGGUGGGGGUGGAGGAGGGGGAGGAGGAAGUGGAAUGAGAAGAGGUGGUGGAUUUAGAUUUCGAGACAGGUUUGUAGGAUAGGAAGCAUCUCGUAUAAUCUCCUUUCCUGUACAGCAGUGGGAUUCAGUUUACAUGUACAUCCAGUCCUGGAAGAAAGAAGAGUGCAGUGUUGCAUUAUAGUACACAGUAUAUCUGUACAGCUAGUAUUGUUGCAUUGUUCAUUUACAACAUGAGUACAUUUCCAGGGUAAGAAUGGGCAAAAACAAAUUUGAUGGCUGCAAGCAACUUUUGAAGGAAAAUACCAGAGUGCAGAAAUUACAGAUUUCUUGCCAUAAAACAUUGUGGCAGUGCUCCAAGCUGCAACCAACUUAGCUGCUACAGAGAGUAGAUAGAAACUGUGGCAAUUAAAAUUGGUGAGGUGUUUAAAGCGGUCAUGUUCCAAGCUAUACUCAUUGUCAUUAACAUUGUGUUACCAUACACAAAAACAAAGAAAAGUAAUAAACCACAACAUAUUAACCCUUUUUGAAUGGUCAUUUAGUGUCAUGGAAAACUAUUGCCUAUCCAUCAUAGUCUUAAAUCAAUUCUCUGUGAUGCAAUUUUACAUUGUGUAUAUUUUCUUUAACACUUCUCAAAAACUUUCCUAGAUUGUACAUGUAGCUUUUAUGGGAUUUUUUUGUAUAGCACUGUAGACUUCUGUGGUGGUUUUUGUCAUUCAUGCUUUUUUGAUCACUUGCUUUGGUCUUGUAAUAUGUGGUUGUUGUGUUCACUUGUGCAUGCUUGGUAGAUAUGGUGCACCAUACAACACAGAGUGGAAGGUAACUGUGGAUAAUCUAUCAUCCCGUGCAAGUUGGCAGGUGAGAAUUCCAAACAAUCUGAUAAAUGUACAGUACGCUGUGACUGUUUUGUUGUUAGGCUAUAAUAUGCAGUACAGUAAUAAUAGUAUUUACCUUUUCACUUGCAUGUAGUGUUUUUUAUUCUAGCAAAGUUGUAGCUUCUUCAAGUGUGUUUGCUAAUACUUGCACUUGCAGUGUAACAUUAUUGUUAAUUGGUUUGAUCAGAAAGCUAGAAAGCUGUUUAGUUCUACUGUAGUCUGUUUGUCCUUCAUUACUUUUCCUCUCUGUUAUGUGCUAAUAAACUUCUUGUUAUGACCAAAAUAUUUAUAUGCAUUGAUUGGGAAAAGUAAAUAGCAGUGCUACAGCAGCCUUGCCUGCUCCUUUUGUGGUGCACCAAAAUAAAAUGUUUGGGGAAAAUGAAAGUCAAGUCAGUGGAUUUUUUAAGAGGAAACAUGUGUGUAAUCAUUUAAUUUACUAGACGUACAUGUAUGUUAACAAAAUUUCAAAACCCCACCAUUACUUCAUAAAUAACGUUCAGGGUACGAAAAGAACAGUUGUCCAGUUGCCCCAGACAACUAUGAGCCUGUGUUGCUGUGCUAUGUAUGUAAACGUAUAUAUACAUUAUAGCCUGUUGAUUCUUUGUGCAGUUGUAAAAUACAAAAUGUACGAGCCUCCUUCACUACUUCAAUUUGGAAUACAUAGCUACAGCACAGUAGGGGUGCAAGAAUUUGAAAGCUUGGGAAAAGUGUUCAUUAUCAGACAUUUUAAGAGUCAGGGAGGACUACGUAGUAAGGGGCGCAAGGAAAAACAGGGUGCUCAAGAGAGUUCUUUUUGCAUACACUGUAUUCUUCCAAGCAAGGACUAUGCUGUCGUGGCUGUAAUUUGUUGCAAAAGAAAACAGUUUGUUUUGUAGUUAUCACAGACGGUUUUCGAAAGAUAAAUCCCCAUUUGGAAGCCAAAAAGGCAGCAACUGUUUUCGCCUUGAGGGAUAAAAGAAAAAACACAUGAAACAAGUGAGGCACAUCAAUUUUUUAUUGUGAAAAACAGUCACUAAUAAAACUCUUAAUAACUUGAGCUACCUCAAUGUUAUAUUUUCUUGGAUUGGGCUUGGCUAAGAGGUUGACUUGGAAAACCAAAAUAUUCCUUGGCCAACCAAACCAAGUCUUGUGGUUGCCUCAGGGGCAACUGGACAUAAAAGUAAAUUUCAAACCCUGUAUUUUGUCAGAAUGUGUCAUUUUUUAUAUUCACAAGUAAGCUACCUCUGAGAUAGGGUGUAAGUUAGACUGACAGAAUAUAUUUAAGAGAACAAGUGGUUGCAGUUUUUACUGGUAAUGUCUAAAGCACAUUGCAGGGCUAAGUUUUUGUUUUUUUAAUUGACAUUUGUGUCUAGGUUUUUUUUCGCUGUAUGCUCUUUGUAGAUUGCACAUGCACUGUGGAAAUUUGUUGAAAGUGCACAUUUUGUACAUCUUUUUGAGGCAGAAACCAACCAAUUCCCAUGCACAUGGCUAGAAAUUGAGCUGAAAAAAAAAUGAAGGCAUCUAUACUGUUGACUGUUUAUUUACUGAAACAAAAUGGCCCCUCGUUUGAAUAAACUACUCCUAACUGUAAGAUUUCACAGACUUGAUGUUGUUUCCAACUAAAAUACACAUAGCCCUUACCCAAAUAUUGUAUUUGACUUUCAAGUGAGACGCUUUAAAUAGGCUUGAUUUUAUUUUAAACCGUCAUCACUUCUAUUUCCAAUCAUGGGUUGAACAAUUCAUAAUUAUUUUUUGUUAUUCAAAGAUUUGCACAUAUCUCAAGUAAAAGCCAUCAUUGAGGUUUUGUGAGAGGUUCAUUGUUUACCUGAAUGUACACUAAAAACUUUUACAUUCCUUUGAUUAUGUCUAACCAAAAUGCAAUAUCAGUAAAUUAUCACCUUGAUCAUAACAAUGUUUUCCCAGUUGGAAGAUUUUAAUGCAGGGUAUUUACAUGUUUUUCCUGCUUCUUCAGUUUUGAAUUGUAGCUAUGAUUUUUACUGGCACCAAAUUGUACAGAAUAUUGUAAUUUUCCUUCUGACAUUUGUUAGCAUCAUCAUGUUGGUGUCAUGACAGUAAUAGUGGGAGGAUACAUUAAUAGAAUGAUAGUAGCCAUGUGGAGUUACAUACCAAGCCUAUGUUUAUUGUUUAGUCUUUGGAGCUUUGCUGAGGCUGUUACUGAAAACUUACAGAUCAUUAGACCAGUGGAUUUAUUUUAGUAACUUCUUCCUUGCAUUUCUCUCACCUUUAGCUACAGUAGUGGUAGAAUACUUUAUGGGAGAUGGUUUAGUGAGAUUUCAAUUCCUGGUCUGUAAUCUGGUCUGUACGUUAAAAGGGGGAAAUUAUUGGCUGUGGCAAAAAUUUGGCACUUGGCCUUCCGCCUUUAAGAUUGUGUUGAUCAUCAUUGAUCAUUCGAUUCCUGGUCUGGUAACUUGGUGAGUGGCCCUGUUUACCUUGGUGCUACUGGUGCUGUUUUGCAAGCUGAACUGAGAUUCUCAGCUGUCAUGGCAUGAACGCCUUGGUUAUCCACUGGGUAAAAAUCCCCAUGCAAUUUUCAUAAAGCAUCUUUGGUCUUGGUCUUAAUAGCUAGUUGUACAAAGGUAAGGUUUAUGUAACUUAAUACAGACUUCCUUCCGGUGUCUUAUAAUCAUGGUAUUUUCAGUAUGUACUGUACUUUCUUAUUAUUAGAACGUUGUUGUCAGAGAUACCGUUAUUUUGUAAGCCAGCAUAUGCUUUGAAACAUUUCAAUUUAGUUAUCUUCAAUUUAGUUUCAGUUUAUGUUAAAGGAGCUGUGUCACCAAAUUUGUCAAUUGAAAUUCAAACAGUAAGAACGACCAUCAAACUGGGUGAAAUAUAAAAAUACUUGCAGAAAACAUUCAAAGAAGGUCUAAAUAACAGCGAAUUCAAAAGGAGGCACAGAUGGACAAAAAGUUGAUGAAGAUUGAAAAGGAUUGCAGUUGUGGUUUUUGAAAAUUUGUCAGCCUAAGAGUUUUUCAAAGUUCAGUUUUGUUGUUUGUAACAUUUAAUAUAUUGCUUGGGAGACAUAUUUGUUUGAGGAGAAACAGUGAUUUUGUCAUUCACUGGUAAUUUCUCAAGUUCCUUUAAUACUACCGUUAUUAGCGAAUAAGGACAGGUAAUUGGUAUUGUGUACAAAAUGAACCAGACAGCCCGCUGCUGUCACACAGCCCCUUCAACAUACACAUUUGAAACUAUCCACUUACUACCAUUGUGUGGUAAGAUGGUUUGUGUUGUAAAGAUUAAUGAUUCAGGAGUUGUUCUUUUACAGGAUUUGAAAGAUUACAUGCGACAGGCAGGAGAAGUGACCUUUGUUCAGUGCCACAGAGAUAGAGUAGGAGAAGGGUAGGUUGGCUUUCAAGAUUCAGUCCAACUUGUGGUGUAAGAUAAUAACUAUUACUACACUGUGCAAAAGGCAAUCUUAAACCCUUUGAGUAAAUGAUCAUGGAGUCUUGCAAGGUGCCUUUAACUUCUGAGUGCACGGAUGAUUUGACAUUUCAAAUGAAACCCCUUUGCCAGUCCGUACUGUUUCAUGAUAAUUAAUGUUUUAAAAGAAAAAUGUUAAAAAUGUUGAAAAAAUUUUUAAAAAUGUUGAAAAUAAUAUUGGCCACUUUUGAAAGGAUUUCAGUAGUGUCUUGCUAAUGUAAUUAUGUCCUCAUCAGGGUUUAGAAUAACUUGUUCAACGAUUUUCCCAUUUCUGUAAACUUAAAACAAGUGUCAAUAUCGAAACAUGCAGGCACAAUUUGUCUUUGAAUUUACCACUAAAAGUUGUAUCACAACGUACAUAGAUAUAGAGGAUAGUAUAUGGCGGCAAGGAGAUAUGAAAUGUCUUUUCUCAUGUUAAAAAAUACUUUUCAACACUCAUAGAGAUAUUUUGUAUCCCCAAGCGACCAUGUAAUGUCCCUUUUUAUAUAACCACCAAUGAAAUAUCAAACCAUUUCACUUAAAUUUAUUUUGCACGUGUGAAGAUGACAUGUCCUUUUCACGAAAGAAUAUUAUUAAUUAUUAAGUUUUCUUGCAAAAGAUCACCUUCCUUUUCAUUGGUGUUUAUAUAUUUCAUACUUAUGUAAAAUGUAGUUUGGUUUAUUCCUUUUCUUUCUUUUUUUGUUCUUAGGGUUGUUGAGUUUGCAUCAAUGAAUGACAUGCAAAGAGCUAUUAAACGCUUGGAUGGCACAGAGUUAAUGGGAAAGCGUCUUCGGCUUACUGAGGUUUGUUGGCAGACUGAAGUGCAGGGUAGCUCAUUGCCUUGUCUGAGAUAUUUUAGUUGUUAAAUGUUUAAUAAAAGUUUCUUUGGUUUUCUCUUAUCUCCCUUCCUUGCUUCUGUUUGUGUGUGUUUGGUUUUUAGCAUAAACAGAACAUCAGCACAACCAAUCUUUCUUAUUUUUCUUUAUGUCUUACAGAGAGGUCGACCACGAAGAUCGUCUCGCUCAUUAUCACCACGCCGCCGUGCAAGGUAAACAUUCAUUGACUCGGUACUGUAGAGCUGUACAGUCACUUGAUUCCGAGUCAAAUUGUUCCAUGCUAGCGAAUAUAAAGAGCGAGAAAUACUUAGGCACCAACGCAAGUAGGGUUCAUUAACAGAUGUGGCAGUUAAUUUAACCGACAUACUUGGUUUCUCUGGUACAUACUUACUUGCCAUGAACUGAGUGAUUCUUAUAGACCGUUUUCACAUGACGGCCAUAUUGGUGUACAAACCAAUGGAACAGCGGCCAUGUUGGUGUACAGAAAAAAUCCUGAGGGUAUUAAAACUUUCUUGGUCCAACUAAUUUGCAUAGUUGAUGACCACGUGAGUGAAAACGAUCUAUACUUGGUUUUUCUGACACUCGUCCACAUCUCAAGAACUGGUUGUUACAUUCGUUUUUCUGACCCUCGCUUCUGAUUUUUAUGGGGAACAAGCAGGCUCUCGCAUACAACAAUGCGACGAUAAUAUGGAACGAAAUGACCAUGGAACAAAGUGUCCGGAUGGCAUUGUAAAGUGAUUUAUGCACUGAAGAGAAGUCUAACUGUAAACUCUGUGUUUCUAAAGCAGGUCCAGAUCUCGCUCACCUAGAAGGUCCCGCUCACCUGUUAGACGUCACUCACGCUCUCCUUUGGCAGGACGUGGACGCUCUCUGUCACCACGCCCAGGGGACAGUCCAGGAAGACGGCCAUACUCCAACUAAACUCCCCAAUCAAUAUUAACAAUCUUAAUACAAAUGUUUUGUUCAGGAAGUUUAGCUUUCCAUAUCCUAUGACCUAAAUUUUCCCAAAUAGUAUGUACUUUUAGAAAAUUAGCAAUUUGAGUGAAACGUGUAACCACCUGUUUAGCGUCCCGUCAGAUCAGAAAAGGCUCGAACUGUAUCAGCCAUCUAUCCUUUAGUUUUCCACUAUAUGAAAAGCUUGUUAGGGUAACCGAAGCUUGUUUAGCUAUCCAGGACCGUUUUGUGUAAAUUGGCCUUUAUUCAAGCUCGGCAACAACACUUUUAAAUAAAGGCCAACGGCGUUGCAUUUCUCACAACAUAAGUGCAUUCCUGUGCGCACUAAUCUGAAAAUAUACUGGGCUUGCUUACCAAAUCCAUUUGUGUGACUUUUCCUUUUUUUGUUUUAGAACAUGAGGGGCCUAUUUUGAUCAGGUCAUUUUAGCAUUUUAGGAACUGUACUUGUUUCAAAGCCUGUACUCUCUUUGCAAAAAAUACAGUACGUUCAUAGAAGAAAAACAAAACUGUAACUCGUUUACUUGUUUUAAUAAACUGGAGUCGUCUAGUUG